UGCCUCGACAUCGAGCCGCCAACCGGCUGAGGUGGACGUCGUCCAGCUCAGCGACAGCGACGAGGACGAACCGAUGGCGCUCGCGGUGACCCGCCCAGCCAGCGCCAGCUCCGCUCCGGAAACGACCGAGCCCGUGGCGACAACAUCAACGUGGGGCAGCAGGACAUCCCUGUACGACUUCAUGAGGAGCGCCGCCACACCGGAGGCGCCCCAGAAGUCGCCGAUCGCCAAGGAGCUGGCCACCUUCCUGCUCGAGCCCGCUCUCCAGCAGGACGCCGAUCCCCUGGCGUUCUGGAGCGCCAGGAGGGCGGUUUAUCCGCACCUGGAGGUGGCGGCGAAGAACGCACUGGCCGUUCCUGCCAGUUCCGGCCCUAGUGAACGGGUCUUCUCCAUGUCAGGAAAGAUGUUCAGCCCGGCACGGAGCCGCCUCAGCGGUGACCUGGCGGAGUCAAUGAUGCACGUGAAGUUCCGCGCUCGUAAAAUGCUCAGCCCCGGCGCGGCGCUGCGGUUUGGCCCCCGCCAGUCCGGCGGCGGGCGCCCCGGCCCACUGCAGCUGUCAGUGCAGUGGCCGACUCCCGGCGGCGGCCGGCGGUCGGAGCUCCGGGACGGCCGCGCUCAGACCGAGAGCCGACUGUUUAGUGCCGGAGGAGUGGCGGCGCCGGCCGCCGAGCCCGCCCAGCAGCCGGCCACCUGCGGUCGGCGCACCCCGCAGCCCGCAGUCCAGUGA
Amphibalanus amphitrite is the source of this 727-nucleotide messenger RNA. RefSeq names its product zinc finger BED domain-containing protein 4-like. Bases 74 to 727 code for a protein of 217 amino acids. Gene Ontology annotation, molecular function: protein dimerization activity. Lineage: Eukaryota; Metazoa; Arthropoda; Thecostraca; Balanomorpha; Balanidae. The record is from RefSeq and is a predicted model, not a curated record. The transcript is spliced from 3 exons.